GUAGAUACAGGUGCAAUCUGAAGAAGCUCCAUAACUCUCAGCCCCGUUUGUAUUUUCAUCGUAUUUUGAUGUAGAAAAUGGGCGCAAAAUGAGUUUUGAAGGUGAUUUAAAAACCAGACUGCUUCAGCAGGAGUGCCACUUUACUUGGUCUCUAAGAGAAGAAGACUUUAAUCUCCUCGAUUUACAGAAUCGUCUGGAGGAACAGAUUCGGAUGGAAUCCGGCAAGAACAGAGUAACACGGGCUUACAGCAGCUUUGGAUUUAUUCAUUACCUUCACGGCGACCUCCCGGCAGCACUAACAAAUCUGCAGAAAUCUGUGCAGCUCGCAAAAGAGUACUACAAAGAGACAAGCGAUGAAUUUCUUAUUGUGACCUAUGGCGACCUUGCCUGGUUGCACUAUUAUAUGAAGGAAUUCUCUCAAUGUGAAGACUACUUGAGACUGUUAGAAAGGACCAAUGGAAAAUGUUUGGAUGGAUUCACCUAUAGCAUGCCUCUAGAGGUGCUCAGAGAAAAGGGUUGGGCUUUUCUUAAAUUCUCUUACAAAUAUUACAAUGCUGCAAAAGAAUGCUUUAGACAGGCCCUUGAAAUGAUCCCACAUGACAGCGAUUUAAAUACAGGCUAUGCGAUUGCACUGUACCGUACAACAACCGAGAACCCUGACUCUCAAGAUUCGCCAACAAUACAACAACUCCAAAAAGCAAUAAAGCUUAAUACAGAUGAUGCGGUUCUACUAGUUUUGCUGGCCCUGAGAAAUGUUGACCAAAAAAAUGAUAAAAAAGAUGAUGAUAUGAAAAAAUCACAUACUGAACUGAGGAUAAAGAUGGUGAUUAGUGCGCUUUUGAAGUCUCCUGAAAACCCGCAUGUCAUGAGAUAUGCAGCAAAAUUCUUUCGUGAGUUGGAAUCGUUGGACAUGGCCAUAAAUCUACUGAAAAAAGCACUGCAGGAUUCCCCAGGCUCAGCCUUCAUACACCAUCAAUUAGCAUUGUGUUACAAAAAUAAGAAAUAUAAAGCAGAUGGAAAUUUCAAGUCGGACUUGAAACUGUGCAUCGAUCAUCUAAAAAUGGCUGUUUCUUUAAGGCCUUCGUUCAUUAUUGCUAUGGCAGAUCUGGCACAACAUUAUGGACUGGAUGGUUCUAUCUCAGAAGCUGAGAGACUUUUUGAACAAGCAUUCAAAGAGGCUAUUUACAGAAAGCAACAUCUGCAGUCUGUGUAUUGUUCGUAUGGCAAGUACCAGCUCAACACCAAACAUUCUGAACAACUAGCCAUACAAAACUUCAUGCAAGGCCUGAGGCUGCAGCCUGAAUCAGCAGAAGGCAAGAUGUGUGAGUCAAGGCUGAAAAGGGUUGCUGAAUGUCGAAUUAAAAAGCUGAAAGAUCCUAAUGACAGUACGGCAUGCUACAUACAAGGAUUCAUUCAUGAAGUAGCAGGUAAAACACUCCAGGCUGCAGAGUUCUAUGAGAAAGCCUUAAGGAAUGGCCUUGCUGUUGGUGAAAGCAUUCUUCUCACAGAAAUCAGGAUUUGGUUCAUGGACUUCAAAGAAAAAGGAACAUCUGUUGUUGAUCUGCUCUUUGAAGAAGAAUCAAAGAUUUGUGAUGAAGGACAGUUUGGCGAUAACAGACUUAAGAUUGUCAGAGGCAAAUUGAAAGAGAAAAGUGCGUACGUGGUAGAGAUUGACAUUUGCGACGCCAAGAGGAUUCUUAAAUGGGAAAGAUGUGUUCUCACUCCUGGACCCCAUGCAGUUCUACUCGCCUUCCGUCUUGAUCACGGGGAAUUCACAAAGAAGACCAAAGAGAUUCUUGAAGAUUUAGAGUUUCUUGGAGAGAAAUUCUGGAAUCAUGUCAUUGUGGUAUUUACAGAAGGAGACUGUAGUAUAAAUGAAUAUACUGGAGCUCAGAGAGAAGUUUUGGAGUGGAUUUUUGAAAAAUGUGGAUACAAAUACUACAUCUCUGGCUCUGCACCAGAAAUGAUACUAAGGAUGAUUAGGAGAAAUAAUUCAAUGCAUCUGCUUUUACCAGAGAUUUCAGAUGGAGCUUCUCAAUCCCCUUCAGAAGUCUUAAGAGGGCCAGCCAAAAAAGAUUUGUUCACUCCAGAGAUCAUUGUUCAGGAUGGACAAACUAAAUACAGGCUACGAUGCAGUAAUGCAGGCUGGUUUCAAUGUGAGUUUACACAGGUUGGUUUUAACAUGUUGGGAGAAGGGGAGGUGUUGUACAACACUGUUCUUCAGGGAAGAAACUGUCCAGCCCUCGCCAACUGUUACCCAGCAGGGCCUCUGUAUGACAUCAAAUGUGUUCAGGGUGAGCUCUCUCAACUCAAACUGCCUCACUGCGAGACCUCCAUUGAGGAUGCACACCACUCUGUGACCGUUAUACGUUUCUCUAAUCACAUUGUUGAUAUUCUGAAACCUGAGAAUGUCACAAGAACACAUGUGACAGUGAGCAUCCAAGGAACAUCAUCAUUCUGGAUUUCCAAGAUAUUAAACUGGUUUAAGAAUAGGAUCUAUGGACAAGUGAUGCUGUUCUACCAACCAUCUUAUCAUAGGCUGCAUGUGUACCUACAACCACGCAACGUGAACCCUAAAGAAGUGAAAAAAUUGAAUAAAAAUUAUCAAUUAAUCCAAUCACCGUGUGAUUGCAUGCUUAAACUUAACUGUACGUACAGCAUGUCCUGUGAUACUAUAGAUGAGCAUGGACGUUCAUUGAUGCCAGUAAAAACGUUACAACCAGUGGCAACCAAAUUUAUCUGCACCGUUCCUUGGGAACAUUUAUAUCCAACAUUUGAUAUAAAGUUGCCGGAUGGCGUGAUGAAUGUGAAAUUAUGGCUCAAAAAGGGAGACCCCAAAAAAGGAAUAGUCAAAGAUGUAUGGAACCUUGAAGUACCACUCGAAGAAUAUAAAGCAGAAAAAAGCAAACAGAUGACAUCAUCUGAUGAGCAAUUUGCAUCCUUUCUGCUUGAAAACAAAAGCAAACUCAUCCAAAGGGUGAGAAAUGUUGAUCCCAUUUUAGAUGACCUUGAUAAAUUCAUUGAACCAGAAGAGAUGAGUGAAAUCAGAGCAAUGACAACAUCACAGAAAAAAACGAGGGCCAUCUACGAUAUUACAGAUAAACAAGGUCUUUUAUCAAAACAAACCUUUUUUGAUUCGCUUCACAAAAAUGAAACCAUUCUUAUGAAAGAUAUGACAACAGACAAUGACUAAUACUACUCGUGUAUGUGAAAUGAACACUCAAUCAGCAGACAAACUGAUGUAUUAAUAUGUAAGCUAUGGUAUAACUAACAUUUGUAAAAGCAUGUUAAUUGUCACAAUUGUCUCAAAUGUGUUAAACAUUUUAUGGGGUGUCCUGCUUUGCAGUGUAAUUUGACAAUAAUGUUUAGAUUGGAGUGAUUAUGAGUCAAUGGCUUUGUUUCAAUUUAUGGUAUGGGAUAAAAGCUCAAUUGUAAAUAAGUAUUCAGAUGUAUUUUUUAUUUUUUUAUAUUUGAUUUAGUCUUGUCAUCUCAUUUGACCUUUUUUGUAUUUAAGCCCUCAUGUUUGCCUUUGUCCUUGUCAAGUACGGUUGUAAUGUCACUUCAUGAUUAGUUCCUGUACAUGGAUUUUGCUUAUAACCAAGUCAAGUUAAAGAUUUGGUAAGUCUUUCUGUUUAGUUUAGUAUUUUAUCACUGUUAAUAAA
Xyrauchen texanus (razorback sucker) is the source of this 3662-nucleotide messenger RNA. RefSeq lists its product as uncharacterized. Gene Ontology annotation, cellular component: cytosol. The transcript has 10 exons. Gene Ontology annotation, biological process: regulation of apoptotic process; defense response to virus. Gene Ontology annotation, molecular function: GTP binding; protein binding. The record is from RefSeq and is a predicted model, not a curated record. Bases 89 to 3193 code for a protein of 1034 amino acids. NCBI's taxonomy places the organism in Eukaryota, Metazoa, Chordata, Actinopteri, Cypriniformes, Catostomidae.